ACUCCCCAGAUCUCUUCAUCACUCAUCAUUCCACACACAUCUCAUUUACAAACAAUAAAAAAAAAACUAAGAGAGAAAUAUGGCUGGUCUAGUGAAGUUAGCAUGCUUGGUCUUGGCCUGUAUGAUCGUGGCCGGUCCAAUCACAUCUAACGCGGCUCUGAGCUGUGGCACCGUUAGCAGCUACGUGGCACCGUGCAUUGGCUACCUAGCCCAGGGUGCGCCGGCUCUUCCCAGAGCGUGCUGCAGCGGCGUUACUAGUCUAAACAACGUGGCCCGUACAACCCCAGACCGUCAGCAAGCUUGCCGUUGCCUUGUAGGAGCCGCUAAUGCCUUCCCUACUCUCAACGCUGCACGUGCAGCUGGACUUCCUGCGGCCUGUGGAGUCAAUAUUCCUUACAAGAUCAGCAAAAGCACCAACUGCAACAGCGUGAAAUGAGAAGCGGUCGGAUGAAGCUAAUGCGGACGUUUGGAAUAUUAUGUAAUGGAUGAGAGAGUACUAAAAUAAGAUGUUCGAAUGGUUGUUGUUGUUUUUAGAGUUCUUCAGUUUCCUGUCUUUUAUGUUGUGACGUUCCUGUUACUGUGGUCGUCUGUACUAUCUUCACAAUCAACGUUAUAAAGAAUUUCAGAUGCAAGGUUUAC
This is a messenger RNA of Eruca vesicaria subsp. sativa (arugula), 639 nucleotides long. The record is from the annotation of a GenBank genome assembly. NCBI's taxonomy places the organism in Eukaryota, Viridiplantae, Streptophyta, Magnoliopsida, Brassicales, Brassicaceae.